Ipomoea triloba (trilobed morning glory) is the source of this 1164-nucleotide messenger RNA. Its product is annotated as probable leucine-rich repeat receptor-like protein kinase At1g35710. Bases 29 to 838 code for a protein of 269 amino acids. The record is from RefSeq and is a predicted model, not a curated record. Gene Ontology annotation, molecular function: protein binding. NCBI's taxonomy places the organism in Eukaryota, Viridiplantae, Streptophyta, Magnoliopsida, Solanales, Convolvulaceae. The transcript is spliced from 2 exons.
UAAUUUGGUUCUUCAAAAAAACUCAACAAUGGGAAAAUUUGGUUGCAACUAUAUAGCACUGACCAUCAUCUUUCUUGUGCUGCCACCUUGUUUCUUUGCAUCAGCAUCAACAAGAACUGAAGCCGAAGCUCUUCUCCAAUGGAAGAGCAGCUUGUUGAUGUCUUCUUCAUUCAAUUCAUGGUCACUAUCCAAUCUAAGAAGCCUUUGUAAUUGGAGGGGCAUUGUUUGCAAUGGUGAUGGAGCUGCUGUUUCUGAGAUCAAUCUUCCUUAUGCUCGUCUCUCUGGUACUCUUCACCACCUCGAUUUUACUUCUUUUCCGAGCCUCACUGGUUUCGACAUAAGUGGAAACUACUUCAAUGGAUCUAUCCCUCCUGCCAUCGGCGAUUUGCCCGACUUGGUCUUCUUGGACUUGAGCUACAAUAGGUUUGAUGGAAGCAUACCGCCACAGAUUGGGAAGUUGAGGGAGCUUCAGUACCUCAACUUUUCCUGCAACAAUUUCAGUGGAGUUUUUCCUCAUCAGAUUGGCAAUCUUCAAAAGUCGGCAGAAACCAGAGGGCCACCGGUCAGAGGUGGCGUCACUAUCGAGCAGAGAGGAUCGCCGGGCAGAGGCGGCGUUGCUGUCCAUCAGAAACCAGAGGGCCGAGGCGGCGUCGGCAGAUCAGGAGAGGCGGAAGCAGUCGGAAGAUCAAGAUCGGCGUCGGCGGCGUCGGCAUAUCGUGGACUCUCGGCGGAGGCUGUGUCGGCGUUGUGGACUCGCGGCGGAGGCGGAUGCGGAGGCGGCGGAGCGAGUUGCAAACAGUUGGCAGCGAGCAGAGGAGGAAGAAGAAAUCAAGGGUAAAAUAGUCUUCACAAUUCAAUUUUUCUCCCCAAAAGCACUGGAAAACAAAAUACCAGGGUGUAGCUCGGAUUUUGUUUUCCUCCAAAAUGAAGAAUUGUAGUUGCAAUGGAAAACAAGUUCUGAUGAACCAAACAUCAGAAAUUUGCAAUUUUGGAACCUACUUCCCGUGGAAGUGCACUUCCUACCAACCAAACAUGGCCUUAAUAUCAAGUAUUCUGUAGUGAAGUGAAUAAAUUAAGACAUUAGUUAGUAGCGAAUGUAUAAUUUUAUUUCUAUGUUUUUAUAGCAGACAACCCCAUAUUUUAGUGACAGAAUAAUUGACUCAA